Messenger RNA from Micromonas commoda, 971 nucleotides. RefSeq lists its product with no specific name. Lineage: Eukaryota; Viridiplantae; Chlorophyta; Mamiellophyceae; Mamiellales; Mamiellaceae. The transcript has a single exon. Gene Ontology annotation, molecular function: acyltransferase activity, transferring groups other than amino-acyl groups. The coding region runs from base 61 to 927 and encodes 288 amino acids. The record is from RefSeq and is a predicted model, not a curated record.
UCCAGGACAGGAGUGCUCGACUUAAGGAUCGCAUCUACCUGCAACGUCACGUCAACGACCAUGCUAUCCGCGUGCACCGUGAACGCGGCUCCCGUCGGCAUCUCCCGUCGUGUCUCGGACCGCGCGAACACGACGACGCAGUCCCGAUCGCGAGUGAUGCGUGGCGGCCGUCUGCGCGGCGCCGUCUCGCUUCCCCGACGCCGCACGCCCGCGUCGAAUGUCGCUCGCGCAGCCUUCGGGGAGAUCGAGCGCGCGCGGGGUCAGGACUACGCCUCGGCCGCGGAGGUCUUCGUCGAGGCGUUCUUCCUUCGCAAGGGCGGCGCGGCAGACGUCAUCACCAAGUCGGAGCUCGCGUACCUGAACGGCGCGCAGAAGCGGGACAUGGUGGGCCGAUACAACAAGAGAGGGCUCUGCGCAAUGUACGUCAUCAGGGACGACGACACCGGAAAGGUCGUCGGGUGCGUGGGCGCGGACGUCCAGACGUUCAAGGGCACCGUUCCCGUCAAGCGCGCCACCGACGCCACCAAGGGGGAAGUCGCCGAUCGACCCGUCAUCGCCAACCUGGCCACGGCGCCCGCGGCGAGGCGACGGGGCCUCGCCAAGAAGCUGAUGGCGCGAAUCGAGGAGGAGUGCAAGGAGUGGGGGUUCGAGGAGGCCGUGCUCGUCGUCGAGGCGAACAACUCCAAGGCCAGGAGCCUAUACUCCAAGCUCGGGUACAAGGCGAUCGGGGGCGAGCCAGACACGCCCAACAUCGUAAUCGACAGGGAGACGGGCAAGGUGGUCAACGGGGCGGUGAAGACGGUGUUCAUGAGGAAGAGCCUGAAGGAGGGCGCGGGGGGUGUGCUGGAGAAUAUUGACGUCACGAAGCUCGUGGGAGUGGGCGCGGCGGUCGCGGCGGCGGCGAAGUUUGCGCUGGGUAGUCAAUGAGCUAGGAGGUGUUGUCGAUGAUUGAUGUUUAUUUUUUUUUCGGC